UUUCAUCCUCAGACACCAGUUUCAACGGCAAAAAAAGUACGGACAUAUUUAUAUUAUAUUGCUCCAGAUUCGGAUUCUUGCUCAUGGCGGCUUCGCGCUUCUAAUCUCCCCAAUCUGAGUGCAGCCCUUACUCCUGUUUCUUUGCAUUUCUGCGUUUCUGUUCCAAAAUACUAUUACACUUUAAUGGGCCUCGUGCUUUAGAAAACCCUGGAUGGAAUAGAAUAUCUUGGAGGCUAUUCAGUAAAGCACCAUCUCUUUCCUUCUCAAUUCUCCUCUCUCACCUCUCUCUUGUUUUGUGAGGUUUCUGAAAGGUAUAGAGGCUGUUGCUUGGGAAAAAAAAAAAUGAGAAACAAUUUGCCUCAGUCAUCUUCCUAUGAAUCUGCUCUGGAAGCACUUUCGUCCUUGAUAACACAGAAAAGUCGUGGAGCAAUGGUUCCAGUAAUCAGGAGCAAGACGAAAUUAGAAAGGAUGAGAAAGUACGUUGAGAUUCUAGACCUAGAAGAAUGUGUAAAGAAACUAAAAAUUAUUCACGUGGCUGGAACUAAGGGAAAGGGUUCCACAUGCACCUUUUCUGAAGCAAUUUUACGGGAAUGUGGUCUUCGAACUGGACUUUUCACUUCCCCUCAUCUCAUUGAUGUGCGUGAGAGAUUUCGUAUAAAUGGAUUGGAUAUAUCAGAAGAUAAAUUUCUGCAUUACUUCUGGGCAUGCUGGAGACAAUUGAAGGAAAGUGUUACAGAACAUCUGCCAAUGCCUGCACUAUUUCAGUUUCUUACAUUGUUGGCUUUUAAAAUAUUCAUAGAUGAAGAGGUUGAUGUUGCAAUUAUUGAAGUUGGUCUUGGGGGAAUGUACGAUUCAACAAAUGUGAUAGAAGAACCUAUAGUCUGUGGCAUCACUUCGCUUGGGAUGGACCACAUGGAGUUAUUAGGAAACUCGCUAAGCCAGAUUGCUUCGCACAAGGCUGGAAUUCUCAAGCCUCGAGUUCCUGCAUUCACAGUACCACAGCUUCCAGAAGCAAUGGAUGUUAUCCAGAAGAAGGCACGUGAGUUGAUGAUCCCAUUAGAGGUAGCUGAACCGCUUGACCAUAAAAAGCUAGAUGGAUUGAAGCUUGGCAUGUCUGGUGAUCAUCAGCUUGUUAAUUCUGGUCUUGCUGUUUCCCUUUGUAAAUGUUGGCUUCAGAGGACUGGAAACUGGGAAAGGAUGUUCCUAAAUGGUUUCAAAGCGGCCAAAUUACCAGAUGCAUUUCUUAGAGGUCUUUCAACUGCAAAUCUUUCUGGGAGAGCACAGAUAGUUUAUGAUUGUUAUGCAUCAUCAUUUAAUUCUUCAACACAGUCUGAAAACUCGAAUGGAGAUUUAAUAUUCUAUUUGGAUGGAGCUCAUAGCCCAGAAAGCAUGGGGGCUUGUGCUAACUGGUUCUCUAGUGUUGUGAAGGGAAAUCAUAAGUCGUUACAUUGUUUUAGUGCUGAAAAUGUGGACAGAGAUUCGGGAAAUGAUGAUGUAAAAGUCCUGCAGGAAGCUGAGUCCACAAAGUUUUCAAAGCAGAUUCUCCUAUUCAAUUGCAUGGAAAUGAGAGACCCUGAAAUCUUAUUUCCACGACUUGUGAAUACAUGUGCUUCCUCAGGUGUUCAUUUUUCGAAAGCCCUUUUUGUCCCUACCAUGUCAACAUAUAGCAAAGUCUCUUCCAGUAAUUCGGUGACUUCGUCAGAUAUUAUAAACAAGGACUUGUCGUGGCAGUUCAACCUCCAGAAACUUUGGGAGAAGAUUAUGCAUGGGAAGGAACCAGAUUCUAUAUCUGAAAAGGAUCUUAAGCUCGACCACGAGCGAGGUUUACCUCCUUUGUAUGAGGAAUUUCACUCAAGUCUUUCGGAUAACAAAUUCAGUGGCAGUGCAGUGAUGCCUUCAUUGCCAUUGGCGAUAAAUUGGCUGAGAGAUUGCGUCAGAGAAUCCCCAUCCAUUAGACUACAGGUUCUUGUCACUGGAUCCCUUCAUCUGGUAGGAGAUGUGCUCAAGUUAAUAAAAAGGUGAUGUUAGAUCAACUCUUCUGAUCUCCCCCCCAUUGUUAGGGAUGUGAUAUUUCGAACUUCCUAGGAUCGCCUAUCUGUUGGGUCACUUUUCGUUGGUUUUUUAUCUCACAUUUCAUCGUUUUUCAUUCAGUUCAUACCUCAAUAAAUUAAUUGUGGUAAAUUUUAUGUUAUUUUCUGCUAGUAUCUUUGGUACUACA
This is a messenger RNA of Cucurbita maxima (winter squash), 2218 nucleotides long. RefSeq names its product folylpolyglutamate synthase. NCBI's taxonomy places the organism in Eukaryota, Viridiplantae, Streptophyta, Magnoliopsida, Cucurbitales, Cucurbitaceae. Gene Ontology annotation, cellular component: cytoplasm; mitochondrion; cytosol. Gene Ontology annotation, molecular function: tetrahydrofolylpolyglutamate synthase activity; ATP binding. The record is from RefSeq and is a predicted model, not a curated record. Bases 343 to 2022 code for a protein of 559 amino acids. The transcript has 17 exons. Gene Ontology annotation, biological process: tetrahydrofolylpolyglutamate biosynthetic process.